ACCACUGUGUUUCAAGUCGCUGUGCUUUUAUUUUCACGCAGAGUAACUUGGGACUUUACAGCAGACCAUGUUCAUGAUGAAGAUCUCCGCUGUCCUUGCUGUCUCUGUCCUCACUGUCUGUCACCUGUACAGCUCACAUGCAGCACCACUCAGACCUGUAUUAGACUUUCUGUCAGACCCUGUGGUUCUGAGUGAUUAUGAAGCUCGCAGGUUACUGAACGCCAUCGUUAGAGAGUUUGUGCAGAUGGCAGUGGAGGAAUCGGACCAGAGGACUGACAGCAACAGCGAGGGCAGAGUGCUGGCGAAACGCUGCUCCAGCCUCAGCACCUGUGUCCUCGGAAAACUUUCACAAGAGCUACACAAAUUACAGACGUUCCCGCGGACUGAUGUUGGCGCGGGCACGCCUGGCAAGAAACGCAGCGCCAACUACGAGGAAAUGCUUGAUCUCGCCUAAACCCCUGCACCCUCAUUUAAUCCUCCCCCUUCCUUCCUUCUGACCUUUAACCCUCUGAGUCCUGUUGCAUGUGGAUUUCCUGCCUGAUCGACUGAUC
Molecule: messenger RNA, 551 nt
Organism: Neoarius graeffei (lesser salmon catfish)
Lineage: Eukaryota; Metazoa; Chordata; Actinopteri; Siluriformes; Ariidae
Product: calcitonin-like
Exons: 4
Coding region: 68-454 (128 amino acids)
Cellular component (GO): extracellular region
Molecular function (GO): calcitonin receptor binding; hormone activity
Source: RefSeq, a predicted model, not a curated record